GCUGUCACCUCUCCACUUAACCAUAGCCCCUCCGGCACUCCGGCGACUUCCCUCGCCGUGCACACACGCGACGAUGCGCGGCGAUCGCGCCGCUCGCGACACGCGACACAACAAAGAUCACGAUAACUUAAAGUCAUCACUUAAAAAGGGCAAUAAAUCAAAAAAGCACCGAGUUGUCUUUGAUGAGAGUGCUAAUGAAUUUUUUGAGGCCGAUUAUAUUAUUGUAGUCCGAGAUGAAUGCGGGUAUUCCGAUGAGGGGGAAAGCGAGGAAUGUUCGGGGUGCGGGGCAUGCGAGCGCUUCCAGGAGCCGGAACCUGGGGCGCUCAGCCCGCCUGAAGGGUACAAAGAUAUGGGGCUAUUUAACAGAGACGGUACUUUGCGGGAACAGGCUUGGUGGGAAGCGGGAGAUGUUGUUUUGGUCGGCGAGAGAUCCGGCACGGUGUUCACACCGCAACACCUGCAACUUCUACGUCGCUUACAAAGAGAGAGGAUGCUCCGAUCAACGGUGUGUGCUGACUGCGACGCUCACACGUCGAUUCAUCAGCCUCUCGGUAUGGAAUACACGUACGAAGAGGAUGAAAGCAGUGACGCGGACCGUGAGCUCCGGCCCAUAGCACGACGCACCGGCAAGCACAUAGCAGCUGGCGAAGAACGGCCUAGGAUCAAUUCUAGUCAACAAACUACACCUAUCGACGAUUGCCCACCAGAUUUAUGUAUCGAAGAGAUCAGAGUAGAGUUGCCGUCGGCGCCUCUAACGAGUGAAGACAGUGACACAGCUGAUACGGAAGGUCGAAUAUCCUCGGACAGCUCGCCUUCACGGCAACGACGUGCGGGCAUUCUGAAGGGCGGCAGAUUGUGGAAAUCUUUGGACAACGAUAAAGACAGCAAUGAACAGAACGACGACCAACGGUCAACAACAGCCAGCGAUGAAGACGGCUCAGUCACACCGAGGUCGGUGCGAUUUGUGGAACGAGCCAAGGAACCAGAAGACGACGACAAACAAAAAACCGCAACGGAGCAAACACAAACAAUGGUCGAGACUACGCAGAAGGACAGCACGAGCACCGCCCACCGAUUGGAGACGCCUUUAAUACUCACGCUAAAUGCCCCGAAGGCCAAUUCGGCGGUACAACAAUUGUUUAAUAGUAACCGACCGCCACCGCCCGCCAUUGAGCCGCAAUUAAUCACCUCGGAAACUUUACGUGCAUGGGACGCCGGAGUCAGGCCAAAAAGUGAAGAAACCGCCGUGCGACGGGUGGCAGAACGAAACGCCCUCAGAUGUUCCCUACUUCGAAGCGAAGCAAGGAAGAAACAACAACCAAAGCAAGAAGGGGCGUCACUGGCUGAGCGAAUUCGCUUGCUCACGUGUGACGUAGAGGACGAGCCUGAGGAACAGCGCUCCUCCCCCGCCGGGGCGAGCGUGGACAAGUUCUCGAACAGCGACAAGUCGAGUGACAAAUCGUUUAAUGGAGUCGACAAGAGCAACGAGAAAGCGUUCGGGAGCGGGUCGUCUAGUUCGUCGUCGUCUACGCUGUCAGCGCCGGUGCCGACGCGGCGGCCGCCCGAUUUGGGCGAUGUACAUCAAGAACCACAUAAGCCCCGAGCAGAGCCUCGCCGGCAGUUCCUAUCCACGCUGGCGCCUCUCACGGCGUGUGUGGGCAACGCUCACCACGAGGGCUUCUACUACGUGCCUCCUGGGGGUAACACAGCGUCCAAUACUGAGUUGGACAUACAUGAGACUAAUGACGCGCCAGCACCUGAUGUCGUUGCUGGAACACCAGGCGCUACAGACGACGAUAGUUUAGCAGCGUUUGCUAGAGCAUCGGCGCCGCGAACUGAAAGGCUGCGGCAGCGAUACGGCCAGGAGUCGCAGCCUGGCAGUAGUGAUGAUGAACAUGAUGACUAUGGAUUCCACCGGCGUCCAGCGGUCCGCGGAAUCGCUGUGAAACAGCAGCUGGGAGCCUCAGACGACAUACUACAGCAGAUGCAGAGCGAGUUACAACCAACGCCCAGCUCGACACCAAUGCAGAUGCCGGCACACGCUUGCCAGCGGACCACGAGCGCGAACUACGCGUGGCCGUACUACUCGGAGGCGAACCUUAACUCGCGCCCGCAGAGCCGGGCCAGUGUUAAUACCAAUUGGUCGGCGAAAUCUUCAGAUUACGUCACGGCGCGACAAUGCAGCACUACGCCAGUCCCACAACAACACACAGACGCCUGUUACGCACACGCUCAAAACAUGGCCACAUACACACACUAUCAACAACAACGGCAGCAACAAGAAAAUAUGUACAGAAAUUGUUCUCUCUAUGCAAACAUUGGUUGUUCGGAUAGUAGUCAAGAACUUUAUAGUUCGCAAACGAGUUCGGAACAGACUUCGCCGGUGAGGUCUCGGUGUCGCAGGCCAGAGUCUCCGCCGCCGAUUCGGAGUCAUCACCAGCUGCUGUAUGUGCCUUAUAGCACCCACUAUCACUACCAGCAGGAGUAUAACCAGCACUGGACGGCUAAUGACUAUGGUCGUAUGCAAUCAUACUACCAGCAGCAGAGUCGAAGCGGCGCCAGCACGCCACAGCCGACGGCGCCGCAGCCCCAGCGAGCACAUUACACGCACCCACUGCAAUUACAGACUCUCUGCCCUGCUCCAGCUAGAUACAGGACAGUGCCAGCUCCUCAGCCGGGUGGUGGAAAGCAUAUGAUUUGCUACUCCGAGAAGGUGGCGCCGCCGCUGUACCAGCCGGCGCCGGGGUCGCCGUCGCGCGCGCGCACCGCCCCGGAAGGCGCGCCCUCCGCGGUAAAUGCUCCAAGUGCUACUUCGCCAAUGGCCGUACCACCAAACCCUAUAUAUUAUGCCAUGAAUGUCUGAUAGGAAUAGAUAACUGGGUCCAAUCUGAACCUCAGAAACUGAAACCCAGGACCUACACGUGUGACGCUGAAUCAUCUGGUAUCAUACAUUCACUGAUCUGAAGAAUCUCAUUGAAUUGUGUUUUAUACGACGCUUUCGCUUUGUAUAAAUUUAAUUGUCCAUAAGAUUGCAAACACCGGUUCAACGGAGACUACGUAUGACGUGACUUAGAAACGUUUUGAAUAUGAAAUUUUAUUGUGAUUGAAAAAACGAAAAAAAAAAAAUUAAAUUUGUCGUCUGUAACCUUUUAAGAAUUCAUACCUUUGUAAGGAACACUGUCAUUUAGGAGGAACAUCGGUUCGACUAUAAUGACUCGUUUCCCGCAAAGGAUAUUUGACAACCAAAGUCGUGAUUGGAGGUGUCUCAGAUUUUAUAGCCAAAGAUAAUGAAUUAUGUAGAUAAUAAUAUAUUUUAAACGUUUUUGUAAAUAUUUAUAAUUUUCUUCCAAAAUAUAGGUGUUAGCGUUGUAGAGUUAUGUCGCAAUAAAUAACGCAAUAUUUUCUUAUAUUAUUCUGGAUAAAAACGUUUUGAUGAGUGUUCAAGUGGUAUUUAGAACUAUGUGUUACCAUGUGGUGUAACUAUGGAAACAGAGUCGUCAGCUAGCUCUCAGGAUCGUGUAGAAAUGACAUAACACAGUGUUUAAAUUGAUAACGAGCAUAUUCAUGAAAUCUAUUUACACACUUACUCGAAAUGACGGAUAGCAUUUUGAUCAGCGACAUUGUUAACAAAAGGUAUCUGAACAGUACUUUCGUUUGUAUGCUUUGAAUUUAUUUGCCUAGCGAUUGGGUUAAUAUAUUAUCAUAGUGCAUUUAUGUAUUUAAGAGAGAAAUUUAUAUGUAUAUUUAUCAGUGUUCUAGUCCCAUACGAGUUACUUGCCUAGUUUUAAAACUAGAUGGCAUCGUAUUAAAUAUCUGGGAAUUUGAUAUAAUUUUGUUAGUUAUUAUUAAAAUUUAGGUUUACAUAUUAUAUUAGCGCCCCAUUAGCAUAAUGGUCAACAAAUAAGCGUAGAAGGGUAUCUCAAUAGUCUCUAGAGAAGUCUAGAGAAGUCCCGGUUUUGGC
Molecule: messenger RNA, 3961 nt
Organism: Zerene cesonia (dogface butterfly)
Lineage: Eukaryota; Metazoa; Arthropoda; Insecta; Lepidoptera; Pieridae
Exons: 17
Coding region: 74-2863 (929 amino acids)
Source: RefSeq, a predicted model, not a curated record